AUGUGUGAAGAAACCCAUAAUUAUCUUUGGGCAACGCAAGAUAUACUCGGACAUGGUGCCACAUCACAAGUUUACAAAGCAUAUAACAAAUCAACAGGCGAACUAGUCGCUGCUAAAGUCUAUCAGGUCUCAUCAAAUCAACGUGCACCUCAUGGAGGCCAUCAAAAUUAUGCUCGAGAGAAAGAUUUUCGUCCGAUACUGGAUCGCGAGAUGGAUAUAUUGAAAGCUGCUGACCAUGAAAAUAUUGUUCGAUAUAUUGCACUUGAACCUGUUAUUUCAUCAGAUUCAACGCAUGCAUCAGGCAGCCGUGAAGCUUUAUUAAUCGAAUAUUGUAAUGGCGGAAGUUUACAUAAUGUUCUUGAACUGCCUGAAAAUCGUUACGGUCUCAUGGAAGACGACUUUAUGCUGGUUUUCAAACACUUGACAAACGCCCUCAAGUAUUUACAUGAUAAAAAUACUAUUCACCGUGAUAUCAAACCAGAUAAUAUUAUGCUUUCAAUCAAUAUCAAUGGUGAACGUACAUACAAAUUAGCAGAUUUAGGUGUUGCUCGUCUUAUCAACGAAGGUGAAAACGCCUUUACGUCAUUAGUUGGCACUGAAGAAUAUAUUCACCCUGAUCUGUAUCGUGCUGCCGUCCGUGACAAUAAAACAAAUGUUUUACGAACAGCUCUACAAACGCGUGUUGAUUUUCCGUUCGAAGUUGAUUUAUGGUCACUUGGUGUUACACUCUAUCAAUGUGCCACUGGCGAACUUCCAUUUCAACCAUUUGCUGGCACACGUAAAGAUCGAACAGUGAUGAAACGCAUCCUAGACUCUAAACCAACAGGCUGUAUCUCUGGUGUGGAAAACACUCCAGGCGGAGAAAUUCAAUGGUCAAAGACAUUACCAGCGUCUUGUCGUCUGUCACCGAACUUAAAACAUCGUUUAGAAACCUUAUUACAACGUCUAUUAGAAUCUGAACGAAGUAAACUAAUGACCUUCAGAGAAUUUUUUACGGAGACAGAUCGUAUUCUCAAUCUAAUACCAAUCUAUUACUUAAACUUAAAGCUUUUCAAAUUGUCCUGUGGUUAUUUUGAACCGUCACAAUCGAUAACCAAGUUAUACGAUGAAUUACAACAACAAAAUGGAGAUGAAAAUAACGAAGAUUACUACUGUCUAUUUCAAAAUGUACCAUAUCCAAUAUCGAAGAGUAAACCAAUGUCAAUAAGAACAUUCUGUGAACAAUUACCAAUUCCUACAUCACGCGAAACUCCAUUAGUGUUUUAUACAUUCUCACCAAUCAAAAAUGGUGAUUCACAUUCACCUAAAGUUCACAUUCCUGAUGUUAAACCUAUUCGACAAUAUAACGACGUUGCUGCUGCAUGCGAGUGGAGUAAAGAUAUUGUUGGCUUGUUUUUCUACGUAAAAACGCAACUGAUCGAAUAUCAACAUAUUCUUCAAACAGCUCAAUGUUCAACAACCAUCAUGCAACAGCAUUUGAAAUCAAAAUUAUUGGAAUUUCUCUGCUCAAUUCGUUCGAAAUUAAUCGUGUUUCGUGCAAUUGAAGAAUUGAAAAACAUUCUUGAUCAAAUCGAUAAUAAUACGAGUGGCCAAGUGACACCAACAAGUGGUUUAUCAUUAAAUUAUAAUGGUACAAAUGUUUCAGGUGGAAGAGGACACUCGGCCAAUAGUGGCGAAACGCCCGCAAUUGGCUUCUCGCAUCUAUUAAAUAAUCCAGCAUCAGCUGAUAGCAGUUUAUCGCCAGUUUCAGGCCGUCGUCAAUCAUCAACGUCUCCUAUGCAACUCAUUCAACAAAGUAUUCGAAUUUAUCUUCGUUCGUAUCUUCAACCCUAUGAACAAUUGAAGAAAUGCGAACAGGAUAUUUUACAAAUGAUCGAAAAAGAGUUCGGUGGACAGUUAGGUAUGAUUGAUGAUAAGCAACCAUAUGUCAAUACACUUUGGUUAUCACAUCGUACGAAAACGUAUUCCUCAUGGAUUCAUCGCAUUGACAAACAGCUCAAAGAUCUCAAUGAUCUUCAUGAAAGUUUUCGUAAGGAUCGCUUGUUAAGUACCUACAAUCGUUUACAAAGUGACUCACACUUUCGUCGCCGAAAAAACCUCGAGCAAUUACAUGAUAAAUACGUUCGUUUUGCAACGGAUGAAUGUUAUCCGAAUCUCGUUCAAAUUUUUCAUGAUUACAACGAAUGGAUCAAGCAACGUUCAAAUAUGAUUCGCGAUUUCGAACGUAUCCAACAAUCCUACGACAAACAAUGUGAAGACAUCAUGAAUUACGUCGAAAUGAUUGAUAACCUUCGAACAGUUGUCUAUAAAAACAUUCGCGAACUUACUGGCACGCCUACCUUUCCGAUACCUGACGAUCAUUACCCACCAGCAAUAUCCGCUCCUGUUCGACAUGAACGUACUAGCUCAAAUGAUCCGAUUACAACAAAUAAUAAUCGUCCGUACCAUAUUCAUCAACAAACAACGCAGCCUGGAGGUGAAGAUGAUGACACUGGCGAUAAUCCAAACAAAACAUUCAUAAACAAAAUUCGUGGCACAACGAAAAAGACCAUUCAACAUGCUGAAGAAGGACUUAAUAAAUUAGAUGGAGUUAUCAAACAACUUCGCACUAAUAUACAAAAGAAAUAA
Molecule: messenger RNA, 2628 nt
Organism: Adineta ricciae
Lineage: Eukaryota; Metazoa; Rotifera; Eurotatoria; Adinetida; Adinetidae
Source: the annotation of a GenBank genome assembly